This is a messenger RNA of Sungouiella intermedia, 1245 nucleotides long. NCBI's taxonomy places the organism in Eukaryota, Fungi, Ascomycota, Pichiomycetes, Serinales, Metschnikowiaceae. The record is from the annotation of a GenBank genome assembly.
AUGGAAGAACCAACCACGCCCGAAUUCUCCGGUAGGAGCGACUCGGACAGUAUGCUACUGACGUCCAAAAAUGAUGCUGCUACUCCCUCGCUCACCUCUCUAGGAUCUCCAUUCUCUGUGAGCGAUGGAGAAUCUCAACAUUACACUAAGGACUUGGAACCGCCCCCAAGAUUGGACCUUGACAGCGUCACAUUCUCAGAUGCCGAAUUGGCUAAAGACAGGGAAGCACUGGGAAGUGCGGUCUACUCUAGUGCGCUGGAAUCCGAGUCUCAAUUUCAAUCCAAGAAACUCUCAGGUUCUCGACGUAAGAAGUCUACCAGCUCGCUGACGUCGCUGCCGCUUCUAACUCCAAAAGGAAAGAAAAAGGUCAGACGGCGAUCUCGUACCUCCGAUAUAAUGUCGGAAAAGUCUCACAAGUCCGAGCAUUUUGGCAUAGGUUAUACUCAAACACCGGCCACCGGUAAGAUCUUCAGAAACUUAUUGAUUCUUGAGGAGAGUCUCCGACAGCAGACAAUUCAGCAGCGCACAUUAAGACGCAAGUACUUGACAUUUCUCUCGUUUCUCUGUCUGUUGAUUGCUGCCAUCUCUCAUCUCCUAUAUUUUUCUCUGUAUCUGGGGACCUCUCGGGUGGUACUUCAGCUAGUUCUUCUAGCGCUCUGCGUGACGCUCUUAUUGUAUCAUUUGUCUGGUGAAUACCAAAAGACCAUUGUUCUCCCGAGGAAGUUUCUAUCUUCCACGAACAAAGGUCUCCGCCAGUUGAAUGUGCGUUUGGUGAAGAUUAAAAGUUCAUUUGCUGACUCCAAUGCAGACCUCAUAAGAGUAUUCGGAUUAUUCUUUUUCACCAUGGCACUCAAGUUUUUGCAUACGGCAUUCCCUAGUUCUAUCCAGAAUCCCAACUCCAAGUUGGAGGUUUGGUUGGUUUCGGGACAGCUGCAAUGCCAACCACGUUUUGGACUCAAUGAUGUGAAGCUUGUGCUCAUGCCGAGAAGUUUCAGCACCGAUAUAAGGGAGGGUUGGGAGCUUUAUCGGAACGAAUUCUGGGUCAAUGAGGGCGUCAGACGCAGAAAAAAUAUGAUGUCUUUCACGGUAGUUUCUCCCGAAGAAGACAAGGCCAAGAAGGAGAGAAAGGAACGGAGAAAGCGCAAAAGCUCGGUUGUUACACCACAGGCCGUUCUUUCGGAGGCCAAUCUUAAUGCCUUAGGCACCUCUAGUCCGGGCUCGCUAACUCCCUAUCAAUCUAACUAG